UUCUGUUUCUCUCUCCGCCUUCAACCUUUGCAUUCGCUGCUCUUCUCAUUGUUCUUUGGUCUCUCUUUUUCUUAAAAUAAAUCAAUUUUCCUUAACCGUAAAACGAAGGAAGAGAUCGAAACAGCGUAAGCGUGUAAUAGAGGAAAGAUAAGGGAAUAAUAAGAGGGGAAAAUGGUUUUAAAAUUCGUGGAAGAUGAUGAUUUGGUGGAGAUGAACUUCGUAAUCGUUCAUAGAGGUCCCUCUUCAUCUCGAUUCCUCGAUGCUUAUCCCAAAAGGGUUUUGAUGGAGGGGAGAUCAUGUGGUGAUUGAUAUGAUGAAGAUGAUGAUGAUGAAGGUGUUCAUAAGAUUGUUAUUUAGUUGAAUUCUUAGUUUAUGGAUAACAAUGGAACAAAUUAAUCCACCAGCAACAGUACCUACCUUCUCCAGCCGGAUAACCUGAAACGGGAGAUUCUUUGCUCACAGCCUUGUCAAUGGAGAAUCAUCAUCCUUCCACUCUCUUAUCUAUGGAUUCAAGUGCUUCCUCCCAUGAUGAAUUGGAUUUGGAAAUGAAUAGGCUGAUCGUUCUUUCUCGGCCACCUGACAUCAAUUUGCCUCUCUCCGCCGAGCUUAGCCCUCCCCCGCAGUCGUGGAACUCGUUGGACCAUUGUGAUAUUUUGGAUGUUGGUCUUGGUUCACAAGUUUAUGAGACCGAGAGCUACCUCACUGCACCCAAGACGGGACGAAAAUUUGCCAAGCGGGUGGAUAGCAUAUGGGGUGCUUGGUUGUUCUUUAGUUUUUACUUUAAACCUGCUUUGAAUGACAAAUCGAAGGGCAAGAUUAUUCGCGACAGCAACGGUGUUUCUGGUUUUGAUAAAUCGGAUCUGAAGUUGGAUAUUUUUAUGGUUCAGCACGACAUGGAGAAUAUGUACAUGUGGGUUUUCAAGGAGAGACCCGAGAACGCACUGGGUAAGAUGCAGCUCCGAAGCUACAUGAAUGGCCAUUCUCGUCAGGGAGAGCGCCCGUUUCCGUUUAGUGUGGACAAGGGAUUUGUCCGUUCACACAGGAUGCAACGGAAGCAUUACAGAGGAUUGUCGAACCCUCAGUGUGUACAUGGGAUCGAGGUUGUUCCAUCGCCGAAUCUCAUGGCUCUCAGCGAGGACGAUCGGAAAAGGUGGACAGAGGUUACUGGAAGGGAUAUAAACUUUACAAUUCCACCUGAGGCUAGCGACUUUAGUUCGUGGAGGAACCUCCCAAACACGGAUUUUGAGCUAGAGAGGCCUGUUCCUCCCCCUUCGAUAAAGAGUGCUGCAAAUUCUCACUCGAAAAAGCUGCUUAAUGGAUCUGGCCUCAAUUUGUCUACUCAGCCACCUAGCCAUAGCAAUGGCGAUGGGAUGGACUUAUCACUUGUCAGCAGCAAAAGGAGGAAAGAACUUUUUCCGCAUGGAAAUGAUGAGGUUUGCUAUUUGUCCGCCAUUCCUCCGUCCGAUAUGGAAAUUCAUUCCAGCGAGCAACACUGGUUAAACGACGUGAGCGGGGUAAUGAAAAAUGUGUACGGGCCUGUAACUGCCGCAAAAACCAUCUACGAAGAUGAAGCGGGUUACUUGAUCAUUAUAAGCUUGCCUUUUGUUGAUCUUCAAAGGGUGAAGGUCUCUUGGAGGAAUACUCUGACACAUGGUAUCAUAAAGAUAUCUUGUGUGAGCACAUCCGGCAUGCCGUUCAUCAAGAGACACAAUCGGACCUUCAAACUGACGGAUCCGUGUUCUGAGCAUUGCCCGCCUGGGGAAUUCGUUAGAGAGAUCCCAUUGUCGACUCGAAUCCCCGAAGAUGCUAACAUAGAAGCAUAUCAUGAUGGGUCGGGAUCUGUCCUCGAGAUUAUGGUGCCGAAACUGAGAGAGGCGACCGAAGAGCACGAAGUACUGGUGUGCCUCCGGCCAAAGCUUGUUGGGAGUGAUCUCAUGUUGACAUGAAGUAACAAUGAAUUAUAAAAAGGGUGUUUGGGAUGAUUGAUUGGUGCUUUUACUAACAUUGUAUCAUACAGUGUAAUCUAUGAAACAAAAUCUGCGUCUCAGAUUUGGCUUU
Hibiscus syriacus is the source of this 2058-nucleotide messenger RNA. RefSeq lists its product as uncharacterized. The record is from RefSeq and is a predicted model, not a curated record. The transcript is spliced from 2 exons. Lineage: Eukaryota; Viridiplantae; Streptophyta; Magnoliopsida; Malvales; Malvaceae. Bases 471 to 1946 code for a protein of 491 amino acids.